AUGGACGGUACAGAAAUUAGCAAUUCGGCUCUACUCACAGAAAAUACAGAAUCUUCCAAUAACGUGGAUACGGAACACUUCCAAAUGUUUAUGUACGAGUUAUUUGAUAAAAAUGGUAUAAUUAACGAUUUGCGAGCUUAUUUACGGAAACAUAUUGUGGACUUGCUAAAGAGUUCCCAAAAAGGAGAAGUUCCAUCGUGUCAGAAACAUUUCACUCAGCGGCUGGAGCUUCCAUCACAAGCCAUUAAUAUUUUACUUGUAGAAUAUUUUUUAAGAAUGGAAUUCAGUUACACCCUCUCAGUGUUUGUAUCGGAGAUACCAUUAUCAAAUAUGAUGUUUGACUUUGCCAAGAAUCUCAUGCAAAACAAGAGUGAGGAUACGACCAAAGCCCUGCGGUUUAAUGAUAAAGAUGUUUGGGCCAUAUUAAAUUUUUUAGGUAUAAAAUGUGAUUCAGAAUACGCGUGCAGUGUCCUAGAAAUGUACAAAACAGAGAAACAUAAAUCCCUAUUGUUAUGCAUUAUAAAUUGUAUGAACACAUACAGGCAGGAGCAGUGUUUGGAGCCAGAAUGUAUGUCGGACGGGAGCGCGACGGUAAUAUUGUCAGAAAAAAGCUGCAAUUCUAUCGAAGGUGACCCCUCGAAGAAACGACAAGUGGAGAAAUGCCACCAUUAUUUAAUGUGCAAAGUCUGCCGGGGCAAAAUUUUGAGAAUGAAAGACAAGUAUGGAAAUAAAAGCAAGAUUUAUGCUAAAAGACAAGCGAGUAUCACAUCUAAGAAUGGUGAAAGAAUAAUGAAGAACAUGAAAUUAAUGGAGAGAGAAGUGUUGAACGAGACCUUCAACCUCGUCAGUAACGUGCACGAAGCAGAGGUAGACCAAGUGCGGAAUGAGGAGGAGCAAAAAGUCAAACGGUCGUUGGCAAACCAAGCCUUGCAGCUGCAUAAACGGAAGAUGCAGUUAGAAGAAUCAUUCAACAAGCGCGCUGCCCGUCUAGAGAGUAAUAUGGCUGCGAAGAAGCGGUUUUUGUGGGGGCUGGCGAGUACGCUUCGAGAUCAGCAUAAGCGGUUGGCUCGAGCCAUGCUCGCUGUUACCAAUGAGACAAAACACAUUGCUGACAAGGAACAUAUUUUGAAACGCCAAAUAGGAGAAGCAGAAGAGAUUCUCCACAAACGCGACGACGACUUACAUCUCAAAAUAUCGCGCGAAAUGCUCGAACUUGAAGCUCACGUCGACAACCUGAAAAGAGAACGAAGCCAUUUGCACAAGGAACGAAUUGAGCUCGAAGAGAUGAAGAAACUAUACGCGGACAAUACUGUUAUAAAAAUCCACAAUUUGGAGGAAAAAAUUCACGACAACACCAAAAAAAUCCACGAUUACAAUGAAAAAAAUAUUGGCAAUAAUGAAAAAAUCUGUAAUGAAGACCUUAAGGAUUUGAAAUCAAGAUACGAUGUGUUGAACAAUGAGAUUUCUAAACUAAAGAGGUACAUACAAGCGUAUAAACCUAUAAAGUCUAUGAUAGAAAGGAGUACUGCGACCGACCAAAGUGAUACUUCAUCGAAGAGCAUUUUGAAUAAUGAACAAGAGGAACGUCACUUGAGGGAGGACGUAAAACCUCCUAACCAGGUCGUCAAUGAUUUUAAGAAACAGAAAAAUGUUAAUUUCGAUCAGCUACGUAUAAAAAUCGGCGAGGAUCAUCGCGCCCGGUCGCCGUCUCUGAGCGAGGCAGGUGACUUCGCCGCAAGCCCUGGCCGUAGUGCAGAUCCCAUUCAAAAGAGUCCACAUCACAGCCCGGACCGCAGUUCGGUCCACAAACCAGCCCAUAGUCCGGGCCACAGUCCGGCACACAGUCCGGGCCAUAGUUCCACCCGCGGCUCGAGUCGCAGUCGAUCCCCCAGCCCACUAACUGUUGUCAAGUCGACGAGGGACUGUGUCCGCCGCAAGCAGAGACUUCGACAAGUACAAAUAAAAGUGGGCGGUAUAUUAGAGGACCGACGCUACCGAUCACCGACAGCAAAUGACACGGCGGGAGUCUGCGUUGCGCAUCAAAGUGUGGCCUCACAUACAGGCCACAAUCAGAUCCAAAAUCCAGGCCACAACCGGGUCCAAAGCUGCAAUCUGUCCCCCCAUAGGCAAUGCGAAGCUAUUGUCUCGAAAACGUUGGAAGAGAAAGAAAUACUAAAGGCCCGAGCCAGACUCCAAUUGCAUUUGAAAGUUGGAGAAAUGUGCAAUGAACACAGGCGUCAGUCGCUGGCCAGCGUAGCAGGUGAUAUUACUAUACAAAGUCCGGAUAAAGGCAGAUCCCGCAGUCCAGAAAAUGCCUCAAUUCGUUGCCCGGGCAAUGCCACGAGUCGCAGUCGCAGCCACAGCCCGCCCACUGAAAUGCCGCUCGAGGUCAGCACCUUGAAAAAGCUCUUAGAAGAGAACGAACGACUCAAGUGCCAAGCGAGACAGCAAGAGGAACAAAUCAACUCGCUGACGUCGCAGCAGGCACGCCUGGCGGCGCAGCUGCUAUCCAUGCGGUCAGUGACGGUACCGUUGGGUUCCCCUAAACCUAAAGUGGAACCAAUGGGACCAAUGAGGCCAAUAGGACUAAUGGGACCGACGAGGCCACCGGAAGCAAUGAGACCAAUGGGGGUCAUGAGACCUUUACAACAGCAACUGCGGCCGCGUACUGCCCCCGCCGCGCUACCCGUCUCCAACACGCACGUGCUCGAAGUGAACCCGAUCGCAAGUGCCUCGUCCAUGGGCUGGCGCAAGGGCGCGGGCGAGGACCUGAGCUGGUUCCCCGCGCCUCAGAGGAUCCUGGUCCCGGGAGACGUGCUGCCAUUCAUCGGUGUGCUCACGGACCGCCACGACGCCAAUGCUAAGCGGCAUUCAUUACCCACGUACCGCAAGGCGCGGCGCGUGCAUUCGCCGCAUGGGCAUAGGGUCGGCGGCGGUUCAUCCCCCAGAGCCCACACCACCCCUCCCACACGGCACAAGUCUCCGCAACCGGAAUCUGAGACCACAACUAACUCUAGCAAGCACGAGACACCCAACAGCGACCAAAAUGAAAUACCCUCUGUCUCCUGCAAUGUACAUGAGAGAGACAAAAGUCCCAAGUCUGUCUUGCGCGAAGCAAAAUUGAAACUAAAAACUAAAGAGGAAAUAAAAGCGCCGAUCAUACCUCGCGAGAAAAGUCCAACGGCAGUCUUGCGCGAGGCAAAAAUGCGUCUACGCAAGUUAGAGAUCGAAGCAGAGGCCGUCGAGAAGUCCUAUUUAGACUUCAGGAAAAGACAAACUGAGUUGAAGAAUGCUUUCGAUAUUAGCAUGAAACGAAACAAGCCACAAGAAAUAGACACAAAAUAUCCAAAACCAUCGGAUAGAAAUACAGAAGGUAAACAUUCACUACUUGAAACGAAAGACAAAACAGUUUCUAACGAAGUCGGUGCCUUUAAAGGAUAUUCUAAUAAUUUAGACUUGAACGACAUACGGUUCAGAAACCGUAUCACAGUCUCAUCUAGAAUUAAACCUGUGCCAGUUGCAGAUUCUAAUCAACCUACCGAAGACAGGUUAAAACCAAACAAUGAUUACAUAGAAAAACCUAUGACGGAGUUCAGGAAGCUGUAUAUGGAUACUAGACCCAGUUCGGGCGAUGGGUCAAGAUCGACAGUCGUGCAUAGACCGACCAAAGGCACAACAUCUCCACAAAGUUCAAGAUCGCCUCAAAGACAACCAUCUUACGGAACUAAUAAACAAACAGAAACACCACUACCUCUUGAAGUUGUAGAACUGCAGGUCAAAAAGGAAGCAUUGAUGAAAGAGAAAGAAGAAAAAAUUGCAGAAUUGGAAAUUUUAAAAGAUAAUAUUAAUAAAAUAUAUAACUUAGAAUCGCGGAAAUCACCGAGUGGACAACAGACGUCUGAAAAUUCGGGCAUCGAAGAGAAAGGGAAUUAUAGACCCGACGUAGGCAAAUCCGGCCAUAAUGCUGAAGAAAAGUACGAAGUAAAUAAGGUGAUAGAAUCAAGUCCUCUUAGCGUACAUGGUCAAGAUUCUGGAAACACUUCAGAUAUACAUCCAGACGCGGAACGGGAACAAAUUUCACCUAAAAUGACUAUAAUUAUCAGCCCAAAGCGGAGUCCAACAGAUGUGAGGUCUGCGGAAAAACGGAGAAGUGUGUCACCAGAACAAGCGGCUAGAUUGACGAGGAACGACGUCUUGGAUGCGAUAUUUCACACAGACGCGUUGAAAGACGCUUCAAGCUACGACAUGGAGACGGAGUCCAAGGACGACCAAGACACUAUAACGGACGAGGAACAGGGUCCGCCUGAAGACUACCUUGACGAUUUCUCCGCUGAUGUGGACGAUUUUAAUGCCGUUUCUGAUUAUGGGAAUUCACCUAUUUCGCUUGCUAAACCGGUAGAUGAUGAAAACUUUUGGGACUCAUAAAAAUUAUAUCACACAAGCUAUAUUUGUGCUAAAGCGAUAUCGUGUGUUCAACGUUAAGGCCAAUUACAUCAAAAUAACGAACAGUGCGGUUUUCGUUUGCUGAAAUCUAGCUCUCAAGGUCAAAUAUAGCUUGUGUGAUAUAGCUCUAAGCGACAUGAUUCCUGACUAGUGGUUCGAGUUGUUUAUCUACGCGGUUAUCAAAAUUGAUGAAACUGUUUCGUCGUUUUCAGAUAAAGAUACUGGGAAUAAAUACUUGGCAUUGUACAUAUUGCACAGUUUUUGUCAAUUAUGUAACGUCCAAUCUAGAUACGAACAAACAACAGAUCGCGCGGAAUAUUCUCAUGCAGUCUCGGGAAUAUCCGCAGCUACGGUUUCGUACCUAACCAAAGUACAAAACGUUGCAUGAUUGACAUAAAGUUAAUUAUGCUAUGUACAAUAUCGUUACAAAAGUCCGCUUCCAUUCCAUUGCGUGGCAAUGAAAAUUGAGCCUAAUUGUACUGGCAAACAAACCGUCGAUCGCUUACAACGAGCGUCUGGUUUGUAAGCGCCUUCACUGUGCCUUGUUUUUACGCAUUGUUACUUAUCACAUCUGAAUAAAAUGCGCGCAAUAAAG
Hyposmocoma kahamanoa is the source of this 5038-nucleotide messenger RNA. RefSeq lists its product as uncharacterized. Gene Ontology annotation, molecular function: protein binding. Bases 1 to 4425 code for a protein of 1474 amino acids. The transcript is spliced from 19 exons. NCBI's taxonomy places the organism in Eukaryota, Metazoa, Arthropoda, Insecta, Lepidoptera, Cosmopterigidae. The record is from RefSeq and is a predicted model, not a curated record.